Dermacentor silvarum is the source of this 2643-nucleotide messenger RNA. RefSeq lists its product as uncharacterized. The record is from RefSeq and is a predicted model, not a curated record. The transcript has 5 exons. Gene Ontology annotation, molecular function: chitinase activity; chitin binding. The coding region runs from base 1 to 2361 and encodes 786 amino acids. Gene Ontology annotation, biological process: carbohydrate metabolic process; chitin catabolic process. Gene Ontology annotation, cellular component: extracellular region. NCBI's taxonomy places the organism in Eukaryota, Metazoa, Arthropoda, Arachnida, Ixodida, Ixodidae.
AUGGUCGCCGCCGGUAAAGUAAGACCAUCCAAAAGCCCCUGGGCGUUUACAACUGUUCUGGCACCUAAGAAAGAUGGCAAGGACACAGGCGUCACCAUCAACCCCCGGGAGGUUCAAAUUGUUUCAACCAGAAUCAACCACCUCGGUUUCAUUGUCGAGCAAGGCACAGUGCGGUCAGACGAGGAGAAACUCCAGGCCAUACUGCAGCUUUCACCACCAACAGAUGUCAAGAGCCUGCAGGGGUUUUCAGGCAUGGUGGCCUUCUACCGCCACUUCAUCCCUAACUGCGCUGACCUGGCAAGGCCCCUCCAUGAGCUCCUCAGGAAAGGUGCCUGUUGGCACUGGACUGACGUGGAGCAGGGAUCAAAUCAGGCUCUGUCAACGGCUAUCGCGGAUACCGCACGUCUGCGGCUUCCCAACCUCAACCUGUCCUUCUCCGUGCAGACGGAUGCAAAGUGGCACAAAGACUGGGACGUUCGUAUCCAGGAGAUGGCCUUCGCCACGAGGACCACGGUAAACCGGUCGACAGGGGAAGGCAUCGUGGAGCAGGCGACACUCGUCUUCCCGGUCCAGGACGUACGGUGGUUGCUGCAGCCGCGACACAGCAACCAGGUCUCAUCGCUCCUGUGGAAAUGGCACAAGGAACUUCCAACAAGAUUGAAGCUGGCGCAGCGUGUGUUCCCAGGCGCUGGUGCUGCUUGUGGCGUGCGCGAGUUCCUCGCCAUAUCCCCACGUAAAACUUCCAUGUGGUUGGCUUACCAUGUGCCUUCGAGAAUAGUCUCAGUCAUCAACAUCAGCGCUGGCGGCGGUGGUAAAGGAGUCCAACGGAAUUCAGCUGCACUGUUGCCUUGUCUCACCGUCAAGGCCAAGCUCACCACGCCUUCCGUCCACGGGUACGCGUCGAGGAGGAAGAAGAGGCGGCUGGCCCCCGAACCUGGAGCAGCAGUCGUGGCGCCACUGCCACGAGUCGUGCCGCGGUCCGCGUCCGCGCAAGCGGGCGAGGAGGACCGCAUCGGAGGCGGCAACAUGGCCCACGCCAACACCAUGCUCUAUGUCACGCGUGUGAGCUUUUGCAUCUUUGUUUUGUUCGCCAUGUACCUCCUGGGCAUGCUGUUCUACGCGAGGACCACGGCACGUCCAUCGGCACCCGUGAUCGUCUACCAGAAGGCCGCACCGUGCCCAUCCGCUGCUCCGUUGAAGGCGCUCGCUGACAUGCCUUCUUCGACGCCACCAGCUCCACCCAGCACUUCGAGUAGCACAGCUAAGACGGCCCGCGCGUCGUUCGCUGCACCCGAGACAGCCGAAACAGAGGUGCAGCAGCAGCAGCAGCAUUAUCACCUGUUCUGCUUCUUCAACCAGUCGGCGCAACAAGGUCCGUCCACCAUGAGCCUCGACGUGUCCCAGAUACCGGUGGGUCUGUGCACUCACCUGGUCUACAGCUCUCUCGGCAUAAACUCUAGGGGCUUCACGCUUAGCCUAGAAGGCCAUGACGUGGAACAGGGUGCAAUCGAGCGGUUCGCCGCAUUUGGACAGCCCAGCAAGGUGCUCGUCGCAGUGGGAGGGUCGCGCCAUGACUGGCGAGCCUACCAGGACAUAGCCUCAGACCGCCGCAUUGCCAGGGAUUUUGGGCACAAAUUGCGGCGCUGGUUUCAAGACCAAAAUUUUGACGGCGCCGUCAUCGACUGGCCGGUUCCCGCUAAGCAGCGAGACGCGACCGAGCUUGUGCAGGAGGUGAAGCGGGCACUGAAUGGUGAGCAGCUACUCGCCGUUCUCCUGCCACACGACCAGAGGAGACGCCGCAAGAUGUUCGACGUGCGACGUCUGGUCGCGAUUGCAGACUUCCUCCUCUUCCGUAUGUACGGAUCGCACGGGCCCCACCGCACGGAGUAUCCGAUCACAGAGCAGGACAUCUCGCUCUUCCCCAAGGCAGCGCGCUCGGAGACCGGCCGCGACGGGUUCGAGAAGGCUUGCAUGGUUCUGCCAUUGUCGGGGUUGAGCUUCGUGCGCGCCAUCUCCUCGGCGUCGCUGAGUCCCGGAGCUCCGGCCAGAGGCCUGGGCCCCGCGGGCCGAUACUCCCGGCAAGCUGGUAGCCUCGCCUACCACGAGCUGUGCGCCGCCAACUGGACGAAGGUUCACGCGGGCCACUACGGCACGGCGGCCUCCCGUGGCUCAAUCUGGGUCGGCUACCACGACGCCACCCAGCUCGCCCGGAUCGUCCACGUCGCGCGGCGACGCCACGGCGCCAGAUGCUUCGGCCUGUGGGCGCUCGGGGACGACGACUAUCGCGGUUCGUGCGGCGCCACCAAGUUCCCGCUCGUACGGGCCGUCGCGGCCGAGUGCAAAGCCGCCAUUACAACCUAGCGUCUCUUACUUUGCGGCCACGCCACGCUGCACAGACUGCGCUCUCUUCCGGACACACACCUAACGGGGCGCGAACGCGCAUGGACGUCGAUGCUGAGCAUAGUUGGCACGUGUCCUGUGGACGAGCAUCACUCUGUUCUGCGUCCGUGAUGCGACACAUAUCUAACGCUGUGAAACUGAACGGACAUGAACUGGCAUUUUGCGGAGAACAAAGAACAAUCCCACCCCUUUGUAGCACUUUUCUGCUUUCCUCUACCGCAGCGUUUGUCUUCCAGUUCUCCA